Phacochoerus africanus (Common warthog) is the source of this 2701-nucleotide messenger RNA. RefSeq names its product zinc finger protein 23 (gene ZNF23). Gene Ontology annotation, molecular function: RNA polymerase II cis-regulatory region sequence-specific DNA binding; DNA-binding transcription factor activity, RNA polymerase II-specific. The transcript is spliced from 4 exons. Lineage: Eukaryota; Metazoa; Chordata; Mammalia; Artiodactyla; Suidae. Gene Ontology annotation, biological process: regulation of transcription by RNA polymerase II. The record is from RefSeq and is a predicted model, not a curated record. Bases 133 to 2271 code for a protein of 712 amino acids.
CACCACUGCUUCUCUCGGAGGGAGACCAGGUGCUGGCAGCCAUGCUCCUGACAGCCUGGCUCCAGGUGAGCUGUGAGUCCUUCAACUCUACCUGGGCAGUUUCACAUUGAUGAAAACUGGGAAGCGAAGCCGAUGAGCCUUGCGAUGAGAGCUGGAGCUUCUGCCUGCCAGAAUGGAGCUUGUGGGAAGAGCGGUGAUGUGGAGGGACGGAGGCCAGACACCAGGACAGCCAAGAAGUUGGUGACCUUCGAGGACGUGGCUGUGUACUUCACCCAGACGGAGUGGGACGGCCUGUCCCCUGCACAGAGGGCCCUGUACAGGGAUGUGAUGCUGGAGAAUUAUGGGAAUGUGGCCUCCCUGGGAUUUCCUCUUCUCAAGCCUGCUGUGAUUGCACAACUGGAGGGAGGAGUUGAGCUGGGGGGCCCAUCUCCACUGGCCUCUGGAACAGGCUCAGGCCCCGAGGACCUCUGGACUGAUAUUGAGAUCCAGACUGACAAUAAUUUGACAGAGGACAUGUAUGAAGAAAAACAUAAUACAUCAUUUGAACUUCAAAGGGACUUUUCCCAGGAAACAGACUUUUCAGAAGUCUUUAUUCUAGAGAAACACCAGGAAGUCCAUUCAGUAGGAAGUAUGAAGAAAGAAAACAGUGAUGUUGAUGGGACAGUUGAAGACAAUACAGGCCCCAUGGAGGAGUGUUUCUUUACUCAAAGUCCAAAUUUGGAUAAAUGUCAUAUCAUCUUUACUGGGGAGCAACCCCCUGAGUGUAAAGGAUUCAAGAAAGUCUUCAGCUUUGACACAAAACUUACGCAGCAUGAAAUAAUUAAUUUCAAGGAAAGACCUUUCAAGUGUGAAAAAUUAAUGGAAACUUUUAGGAGUAACUCUCAGCUUAAUCAGGAUCAAUAUAGCUACACUAAGGAAAAGCCCUAUCAGUGUAAGGAGUGUGGCAAAGCCUUUAGUGUUAAUGCAAAAUUAAUUUGGCAUCAAAGACUUCACAGUGGGGAGAAGCCCUUCAAAUGUGUGGAGUGUGGGAAAAGCUUCAGUUAUAGUUCCCAUUACAUCACACAUCAGACAAUCCACAGUGGGGAGAAGCCAUAUCAGUGUAAGGUGUGUGGUAAAGCCUUCAGUGUUAAUGGGAGUCUAAGUAGGCAUCAGAGAAUCCAUACAGGAGAGAAGCCCUAUCAGUGCAAGGAGUGUGGGAAUGGUUUUAGCUGCAGUUCUGCAUAUAUCACCCACCAGAGAGUCCAUACUGGAGAGAAACCUUAUGCAUGUAAUGACUGUGGGAAAGCUUUCAAUGUUAAUGCAAAAUUAAUUCAACAUCAGAGAAUCCACACUGGAGAGAAACCUUAUGAAUGUAAUGAGUGUGGGAAAGGCUUCAGGUGCAGCUCCCAGCUUAGGCAGCAUCAGAGCAUCCACACUGGAGUGAGGCCCUAUCAGUGUAAGGAGUGUGGAAAAGCCUUUAGUAAUAAUGCAAAACUCAUACAGCAUCAAAGAAUUCACACAGGGGAGAAACCCUAUGAGUGUACUGAAUGUGGAAAAGCCUUUAGUGUCAAAGGGAAGUUAAUCCAGCACCAGAGAAUCCACACAGGCGAGAAACCCUAUGACUGUAAAGAAUGUGGGAAAGCUUUUAGGUGUAAUGCCCAGCUUCGGCAACACUUGAGAAUCCACACUGGGGAGAAGCCAUAUGAAUGUAAUGAAUGUGGAAAGGCCUUCAACGUUAAUGCAAAACUAAUGCAGCAUCAGAGGAUUCACACUGGGGAGAAACCUUUUGAAUGUAAUGAGUGUGGGAAAUGCUUUACUUCUAAAAGAAACCUACUUGAUCAUCACCGAAUCCACACUGGAGAAAAGCCUUAUCAAUGUAAGGAAUGUGGGAAAGCCUUUAGCAUCAAUGCCAAACUAACUAGGCACCAGAGAAUACACACUGGGGAGAAACCUUUCAAAUGCAUGGAAUGUGAGAAAGCAUUUAGCUGUAGUUCUGACUAUAUUGUGCAUCAGAGAAUUCAUACUGGAGAGAAACCCUUUCAAUGUAAGGAGUGUGGAAAAGCUUUCCAUGUUAAUGCCCAUUUAAUUCGGCAUCAGAGAAGCCACACUGGAGAGAAACCGUUCAGAUGUGUGGAGUGUGGCAAAGGCUUCAGCUAUAGUUCUGACUGUAUUAUACAUCAGACUGUCCAUACGUGGAAGAAACCUUAUGUGUGUAAUGUGUGUGGGAAAGCCUUCAGAUUUGGCUUCCAACUUAGUCAGCAUCAGAGUGUCCAUAGUGAAGGAAAAUCCUAAUGAGAAGGAUGUAGAAAACUGAAGGUUAAUGCUGAAUUGGAUUAAGUAUCCUCGGAUUCUCUUAGGGUGAAAAACCCUGAAAAGGAAAUGAAUAUGGCAGAGUCUUCACAAGAAAACAAAUCCUUUCCAUUUGAUUCAAUAUAAAAUUAGGAAUAAUGACCAAUUUAAAAAUAACAGGAAAAUAAAUAGUUUGUAUAACCAAGAGAAAAUAAAUUGAAAGAAAAUAUUCCAUACUCAACAGCAUCAAGAAAAGUCAGUUUUCUAGGUAUAGAUUUAAUUAUUAUGUGGGGCCUAUGUGGAGAAGUAAUAAAUCUCCACUGUGGGCCACAAAAGAAAAGUUAAAUAAAUGUGGGGCAGGGGGUAGAUAGAGCUAUGAUACCACGUUUGUUUGUUCUUUUUUGUUUUGUUUUGUUGGGGUUUUUUUUGUUUG